Messenger RNA from Cornus florida, 1335 nucleotides. RefSeq lists its product as uncharacterized. Bases 96 to 1178 code for a protein of 360 amino acids. The transcript has 2 exons. Gene Ontology annotation, molecular function: nucleotide binding. The record is from RefSeq and is a predicted model, not a curated record. Lineage: Eukaryota; Viridiplantae; Streptophyta; Magnoliopsida; Cornales; Cornaceae.
CACCAAGUAACAAAAGCUCAUCUAACUUUUUCAUUAACUAACUUCGGCGAAGGUUUUACACACACACACACACACACACACACACACACACACACAUGGGUGAAACUCCGGUCCGUUUUGGAAUAUUGGGGUGUGCUAAUAUAGCGCGGAAGGUAUCAAGAGCCAUUAGGCUCGCUCCCAACGCCACCAUCUGCGCCAUCGGUAGCCGUUCGAUCGAAAAGGCGACCAUAUAUGCGUCUGAGAAUGGCUUCCCGGCGACGGCUAAAGUGUAUGGCAGCUACGAAGCGGUGAUCGAUGACCCGGACGUGGAAGCCGUGUACGUGCCUCUCCCGACGACCCUGCACCUGCGCUAUGCGGUCUUGGCCGCCCAGAAGAAAAAGCACGUGCUGUUGGAGAAGCCGGUGGCUCUCAACGUGUCGGAGCUGGACACCAUCUUGGAGGCGUGUGAAGCCAAUGGUGUGCAGUUCAUGGACGCCACCAUGUGGAUGCACCAUCCACGGACGGCUAAGAUGACUGAGUUUCUCUCCGACCCACACCGUUUCGGCAAACUCAAAUCGGUUACUAGCUCGGCUGCUCAUAAUCCGGGUCCUAACUUUCUUAAGAAUAACAUUCGUGUGAAAUCGGAUUUGGAUGCUCUUGGAGCACUUGGUGAUUCUGGAUGGUACUGCAUCAGGGCAAUCCUUUGGUCCGUCGGCUAUGAACUCCCAAAAUCUGCAACAGCUCUGCGUGACCCCGAAUAUAACGAAGCAGGAGUGGUUCUCUCAUGUGGCUCUUCUUUGAGUUGGGCAGACGGGAAAGUUGCCACCUUCUAUUGUUCUUUCCUAACAAAUUUGACAAUGGAUAUAAAUGCACUUGGAACCGACGGAAAUCUGCGUGUUCAUGACUUUGUUAUUCCUUUUCAAGAGGACGUCGCGCCCUUUUAUGCAGCUUCAAAUUCUAGGUUUCAGAAACUCGCUAUUGGGUGUGAACCAAAACCGAGCGAGCACUGUGUUACCACAGAUCUUCCUCAGGAAGCUCUAAUGGUGAAGGAAUUUGCUAGUCUGGUUGGAAGUAUCAAGCGAAAUGGUUCGAAACCUGAGAAGAAGUGGCCAACCCUCAGUAGGAAGACACAACUGGUUUUGGAUGCUGUCAAGGCAUCGAUUGAGCGUGGUUUCGAGCCUGUCGAGGUUGGGAAUUAGUUGAGCACCGUGUUCUUCCCCUGUUAAAUCCUUGUUAUUGGCUUUUGGGGUGAACAACACACAUAAAAUAAAAUUCACCCCACGUCAAAGUUUAUGCCUCAAGAUCCACAGAGCACAACUCAUAAAUAUAUAUUAAUUCCGUUUAAUCGCAUAAAAA